Molecule: messenger RNA, 711 nt
Organism: Cladocopium goreaui
Lineage: Eukaryota; Dinophyceae; Suessiales; Symbiodiniaceae
Source: the annotation of a GenBank genome assembly
AUGAUCAGCUGCAGAUGGGCGUCCAACGAUCUGAACGCUCUUCGCCUGGGUGCUGUAGCAAGCAAAGCAGAGUGGAACUGCGAAAGCGGUCAGACCAGAGGAAGCGGUGGCAGGUACAUAAGUGAGCUGGAGACGGGACAACGUUUCUCACUCCCGCCCGAGAAACCGGAGGAGUUCACCUACCCCUAUGCCUCACCCUUGGAUGAGCUGCGUGCAGCGGACAAGGUGGAAGAGGUUGAGGAUCCGCCAAAGGCCGUCAUUGAGGAAGAGAAGCCCCGCCAGAGAAGGCAGAAGAAGGUGAAUUGGCCACCUCUGACGUCAGCCAUGGAGGGUGUGGAAAUCGUGCUGCUAGCCGGAGAUCCUUUGGAGGUCUUGAAGAAGCCCAAAUAUCGUGGUCUUUUUCAUCGAGCCUUCAUAGGUGCUAUGGGCUGCAUGCCCGUCUUUCAGGAGUUUGAUCUGAAGGGCGGUGCCGAGCAAAAGGGAGACUUCGGAGCUAAGAGAGAGGAGUCCGUCUUUGCCAGCAUCAUGGCAGAGGGUGGCGAAGUCAUCUUUGAAACUCUGAAGUACCAGGCUUUGUUUCUGGGGCGGUUGGGGGAUGGGCUCAACCUCCAGGCACACUUCGAAGGGAUGACGCGCUUGGGCUUUCGACAUCGCGUUGGAGACUCCAAGAUGAACGAAGGUGCGCCAAGUGGCAGGAUGUGGCAGGAGUAG